ACGCGCCGAGGGGCGGUGGUGAAGGGGAAGGGGCGGGCCGGGGGCGGGGACUCGUGCGGUCCUAGGGCGGCUCUUAGGGCCCGGCUGGAGCUGGAGCUGCUGACACCGUCGUCGCUGACCUCUCGGCCUCCGCUGCCUCCGAUGGCCGUCACCAUGAACCAGGACUUGCGCAGGGAGCGGGCCGCCGCCAGCUUCAACCCGGAUCGGCUCACGUACAUCCUGGACGGCAGCCCGGAGAACACCCGGCGCCGCCGAGAGAUCGAGAACCUGAUUCUGAACGACCCAGACUUCCAGCAUGAGGAUUUGAACUUCCUCACUCGCAGCCAGCGUUACGAGGUGGCUGUUAGGAAGAGUGCCACCAUGGUGAGGAAGAUGAGGGAGUUUGGCAUCUCAGACCCUGAUGAAAUCAUGUGGUUUAAAAACUUUGUGCACCGAGGGCCUUCGCCUCUGGACCUUCACUUGGGCAUGUUCCUGCCCACCUUGCUUCACCAGGCCACUGCGGAACAGCAGGAGCGCUUCUUCAUGCCCGCCUGGAGCUUGGAGAUCACUGGCACUUAUGCCCAGACAGAGAUGGGUCAUGGAACUCAUCUUCGAGGCUUGGAAACCACAGCCACUUAUGACCCUGAGACCCAGGAGUUCAUUCUCAAUAGUCCUACUGUGACCUCCAUCAAGUGGUGGCCUGGUGGACUUGGAAAGACUUCAAAUCAUGCGAUAGUACUUGCCCAACUCUACACGAAGGGGAAAUGCUAUGGAUUACAUGCCUUCAUUGUACCUCUUCGUGAAAUUGGAACCCAUAAGCCUUUGCCAGGUAUUACCGUUGGUGACAUCGGCCCCAAAUUUGGCUAUGACGAGAUGGACAAUGGCUACCUGAAGAUGGACAAUUAUCGCAUUCCCAGAAACAUGCUGAUGAAGUAUGCCCAGGUGAAACCCGAUGGCACGUAUGUGAAACCCGUGAGUAACAAGUUAACCUAUGGGACCAUGGUGUUUAUCAGGUCCUUCCUUGUGGGAGAAGCUGCCCGGAGCCUGGCGAAGGCCUGCACCAUUGCCAUCCGAUACAGCGCUGUGAGGCACCAGUCCGAAAUCAAGCCAGACGAGCCAGAACCGCAGAUUUUGGAUUUUCAGACCCAGCAGUAUAAACUCUUCCCACUCCUGGCCACGGCCUAUGCCUUCCACUUUGUAGGUGCGUACAUGAAGGAGACCUAUCAUCGGAUUAACGAAGGCAUUGGCCAAGGGGACCUGAGUGAACUGCCCGAGCUUCAUGCGCUCACCGCCGGCCUGAAGGCUUUCACCUCCUGGACAACUAACACUGCCAUCGAAGCGUGUCGGAUGGCUUGUGGUGGGCACGGCUAUUCUCACUGCAGCGGUCUUCCAAAUAUUUAUGUCACUUUUACCCCAACCUGCACCUUUGAGGGAGAAAACACUGUCAUGAUGCUACAGACGGCUAGGUUCCUGAUGAAGAGUUACGACCAGGUGCACUCAGGGAAGUUGGUGUGUGGCAUGGUGUCCUACUUGAAUGACCUGCCCAGUCAACGCAUUCAGCCACAGCAGGUGGCUGUCUGGCCGACGCUGGUGGAUAUCAACAGCCCCGACAGCCUAACGGAAGCCUAUAGACUCCGUGCAGCCAGAUUGGUAGAAAUUGCUGCAAAAAACCUUCAAACUGAAGUGAGUCACAGAAAAAGCAAGGAGGUAGCAUGGAACCUAACUUCCGUCGACCUCGUUCGAGCAAGUGAGGCACAUUGCCACUAUGUGACAGUUAAGCUCUUUACAGAAAAACUCCUCAAAAUUCAAGAUAAAUCCAUCCAGGCUGUCUUAAGGAAUUUAUGUCUGUUGUAUUCUUUGUAUGGAAUCAGUCAGAAGUCAGGGGAUUUUCUUCAGGAGGGCAUCCUAACAGACUCUCAAAUUACCCAAGUACACCAGCGUAUCAAGGAGUUACUGACUGUGAUUCGUCCAGAUGCUGUUGCUUUGGUUGAUGCGUUUGAUUUUCAGGAUGUGUCUCUGGGCUCUGUGCUUGGCCGCUAUGAUGGGAAUGUGUAUGAAAACUUGUUUGAGUGGGCCAAGAAAUCCCCGCUGAACAAAGCAGAGGUCCAUGAAUCUUACUACAAGCACCUGAAGCCCCUGCAGUCCAAGCUCUGAAUGUCAUGACACGUUUUAUCUGCUCCAGGAAGCAGCUGUACUCUUCUACUCCCCUUAUACCUGUCACACAAAUCUGCGUGGAAUCUUGAUCGAAAUCAGAGAGCGAUAGAACAGAUGAUAAAUUGAUCCCUUUCUUCUUUAUUAAUGAAGAAAAAAAUGAAGAGCUUUCAGAGAUUAAAUGAAAAAAAUAGAUAUGUUUUAAGUGCAAUUAACACUGAAAGAGACCUGUCAAGCAUUCAGAAAAAGCUUUAAGAAAUACAGUAUGACGUCCAUUUGUAACGCUGCUGAUCCCAGUAGGCCAUAACUUUUGAUAAUUAGUAGAAUUUAACUACUAAGUAGUUAAUUAUUAUCACAUCUUAGUUGCUAAUCACUGGAUAUAUGUGUUUUUAAGCAAAGAUACACCCCUCCCAAGCUUUCCUGUUAAACGCCCUACUGCUCCUGCCAUGGGCCCUGACUUAAAAGCAGGACUGCAGAAAACGGAUUGGGGGAAGGAAACUAAUCAGAAAAUUUAGUGUGAGUUUGUGCUUAACACAUUUUCUGCCUGCUUGCCCUUGGUUGCUGACAUACUGUUUCUGUUUGCUCAUGGUAGCAUUUUUCUCACAAGAAUUUUUUCAGCAUAGGCCUACUGCAGGAUCAUUGUCCUGUGUAACUGGGAAUUAAUCUUCCAUUAGAAGGAUCCCUAAAUUGUCACUGUAGUAGCAACUUCUUGGGAAGGGGUGGGUAGCAAAAUUAUUUCUACAUAGGACUAUUGGCAACUGAUGGAACCUGUCGGUGGCAUUUGAUCUCCCUCCCUCCUUGUCCCUUAACCUCUCCCGAAAGAGAUAAUGAAGAAAGAAAGAAGAGUCACAGUUCCUUCCUAGUAGAAUAAGUGUAGGGAGAGCUCUCAGUUAUGGUUACUGUAACUUCGGUGACCAUAUUAACUGGAUAUUCUGGAGCAAUUCUGAUUUCAUGUCAUUUUGGCAUAAACCAUUGCAAUGCUUGGAGUUUAUAGUGCCUGGCAUUACAAAAGUAAAGCAUCACUCAGGUUACCUCUUACCACCAGGAGUAGCACACAAAAGUCCUUUGACAAACCAUGUGUUCUGGUUUUUGGAUCAGAAAACAUAAUCAUUGAAACUAUGGCUAAAGGACAAAUGGAAGUUCCAUGGAAUUAUUUCUUAUUAUAUGUUUGGCUUUAGUUUCAGUAUGUUUCUAGGAGCUUUAUCUGAAUUGCUAAAUUGUCCUUUCAGCUGAAAUCUAAUUUACACAAUCAUUCUAUAUUUAGAGGGUAAAUGUGUACCUCUUAGUGAAUUUUAUUCUUAAAAUCAAUGCAAAACAACAUGUUACUUGAUUUUUUUUUUUUAACCUGUUAACUGUAUCUGUGACAUCUGCCUCAUGAAACCGUUGUUCUAGAAUCAGUCUUGAGAAUGUAGUAUAACUCAGUGGAAAUACAAUUCCUAUCUUGGGACCUGACAUAAAAUCUUAUUCCAGUGGAACUGGUAAUAUGAGUAUUUUAGGUCCAGCAGAAAUACUGUCUGUUGACACAAGCCUUAAUCUUUACACCAGGAGAAUUAAUUGAUAAUUGUCUUAAGAUUGAAGUAAAAAGCACUCUGUUAAUCUCAUUUGGCACAUCUUGACAGCUCAGAUUCUGGGAAAUAACAGAAAGUAAAUAUAAAUUGUUUAAUAGUGACCUGUUAAGUGUAGAAUUGUUUCAAAAUCAGUGGUUAAGUACUUUACUCAUAGGUGAAUACCUGUAAUCAGCACCUGAGGGUGUUUGAAAUGACACCCAUCUAAUCUAGCUGCAUAGAUCUGGGAACUAUCGUAGCAGAUUUGAACAGGUGGUAGAUACAACAGAGCCACCUUUAGUCCAGCACCUAGUUUUAUUUAAAAACUAAAUCUGAUAUUUGAGACUACUUUUAUUAACAUUGUAAUGUUUUGUCUUGAACUUUAUUCAUUGUGAUCAAAGAAUAAAGAUGUAGUAAAACCUCACUAAUUUGCACUAUCAAGAGGGAAAGAGUGUACCACAUAAUUAAACAUAAGUUCAAAUUACGAAGAAUUGUAAGAUGGAGGCUUAGGAAGUUUAGGUAACACUAGGAACAAAAAAAGGAAGGAGUGAGACCUGCUGGAGCAGAUAGCGCUGAAAUCCACCUCAACUGCUGUCGUCGUCACAAAGGCUGAGUGCUCUCUGGUCGAUUUCUGAGAAUUUUUUGUUGACUGCUACAAAGCACGCAGGUCGUUUGCUGUCCCUCAGAAGCCAAACUUUGCCGUAGAUAAGUCUGGUUGUGUUGUGUUGUUUUGUGAGCCGUUUUCACAGAGUACAAAGAUAAACUUCACCCUGACUUCUCCAAAAUGAUGAUAAAUAUUGAGUAGAAUUAAUGAGAUUUUUCUACUAGAUAAUAUCGAUACAAGCCUCUUUUAAAAAGUACCCAUAAUUGAAAAUUUGAGAUUUAAUAGGGAUGAUUUUGCUAUUUGUAACAGAUAAAGGUUGAUUCUUCCUCAAGUGUUUGGAGUUCUGUUUUAUGCUCUAUGAGACAGUGACCUCUAUACAGUUUGUCCCAAAGCCUUGGGGCCCUUCAUGGUCUUGUCUUCAGAACAUAACACUGAUAAGUCUUAGUUUUUCUUCAGAAUAUUUGCUUAAUUGCAAUAUAUUCAUGUGUUUUCUGAGAACUCACUUGUAAUUUCAUGUAUCUGGAAGCAUUUUCUAAUUCCUAACGUUAACAUGUCAGAUCUUAAUUCUUGGUUUUCUUCAGUGCGGGGCUUUGGCUGGAGAAAUAUAACUUCAAAUUCAUGAUCCUAGAGAUCCCUGGGGAAUUAAAUUUCUUUAGAUAACUGCUGCUCAGGCCCUCCUCCCCCUUUCUGAGUUCUUUGCAUCCAUCUUAUUAGGAAGGAAGAGAAGAGAUGCCGAUGGUCUGUAACACCUGCUAAUCUUUUUAAAUAUGUGGAAGGUAUGCCUUGGGGUUUCAGGGUGUCUUCAAGCAGUAGCUAGUUCCCACUGCAGCCCAAGAGGAGCAGUGUCAGGAAAUUGAUUAUUCUACCUGAGAUCAAGAGUCUUGUUGAUUCUCCUGACUCAGAUAAAGGUUUUGAUCAUUUUAAUGGAAUAAUGUGGAGGUCGUUUGAGCUAAUUAAAUAUUUACUACUACAUUCUUGGAGGAUUAGACCAAAUCAUGUAAAUGACUAAAAUGAUCCAUUCUUUCAUUUUAACAUAGUGGUGGGGGAGUUCUGCUUUUAGCUCUCCACACUUAUUAAUUUUUCAGUAACUAUUCCUGUGGUCCAUGAUAGUACACAGAAACAUAAGGAAACUUAGGAGUUACCAGAUGUUAGCUGUUGCAGACCUGCAAAUUACUAGAUUUCAAGGGGGUUUUGUUUGAUUUUGCCUUAAAUUUAAGUGGGCCAUUCAUUAUCUCAGAAAGAUCAUGGAAAAUUAGGAGUGAUUUUAAGAAUUCUGAACCAAAAUAAGUUGUUUUGCCACAGUACUGUUGAUUUUCAUAGAUUAGAUAAAUACGUGAUCUUCCACAUAAUACUCAGACUGCUGACUACUUUGUAAACACCACUUUAUUUACAAUUGCAUCUUUUAGAGGGUAUAAUUACUUUGCCACCCUUCCUCCUUUUACUGUUGUGGUUUGAGUUUGGUUCCUACCUGACGAUGCAUUUAGUAUGUAUUGUUACCCAUCCCUGGCUGGACCCGUCAGUGGGGGUGGGAGUACAAGGAGGUUCACGGGUUCUGGUCCUGAGGGUCCUGAGCGUGUGAAUCAUGGUUAGAUGGCAGUGACCCGCUAGCACUGUUUGGCCUUCCGGUAAGCCAAGCCAUUAAUCCCUUUUUCCUUUGUAAAAUUGAAAGACCGUUAAUAAAAUCUGUAAUUAACACAAAAA
Molecule: messenger RNA, 5979 nt
Organism: Rhinolophus ferrumequinum (greater horseshoe bat)
Lineage: Eukaryota; Metazoa; Chordata; Mammalia; Chiroptera; Rhinolophidae
Gene: ACOX1
Product: acyl-CoA oxidase 1
Biological process (GO): fatty acid beta-oxidation using acyl-CoA oxidase; very long-chain fatty acid metabolic process; lipid homeostasis
Cellular component (GO): peroxisome
Molecular function (GO): FAD binding; fatty acid binding
Source: RefSeq, a predicted model, not a curated record